Messenger RNA from Penicillium subrubescens, 619 nucleotides. Its product is annotated as non-canonical purine NTP pyrophosphatase. The record is from RefSeq and is a predicted model, not a curated record. The transcript has 6 exons. Gene Ontology annotation, cellular component: cytoplasm. Lineage: Eukaryota; Fungi; Ascomycota; Eurotiomycetes; Eurotiales; Aspergillaceae. Gene Ontology annotation, biological process: nucleoside triphosphate catabolic process. The coding region runs from base 12 to 563 and encodes 183 amino acids. Gene Ontology annotation, molecular function: nucleoside triphosphate diphosphatase activity.
CGAAGUACAUCAUGAAAACAUGCACAUUCGUCACAGGUAACCCGAAUAAGGUCAUCGAAGUCAAUGCCAUUUUAGGCGACUCGAUCCCUAUUCGGGCCCUCGCAUUGGACAUUCCAGAGAUCCAGGGGUCGCUGGAAGACAUUGCGCGAGAUAAGUGCCGACGCGCCGCUAAGAUUGUUGAUGGGCCAGUGAUCGUGGAGGACUCGGCAUUGGAAUUUCAUGCGAUGAAUAGGCUUCCAGGGCCAUAUAUUAAAUACUUCCUCGAAGAACUCGGAAACGAUGGUUUGAAUAAGCUCUUGGUUCCGUACGAUGAUAAAGGUGCAGACGCGGUCUGCACUUUUGCUUUUUCCUUGGGGCCUACUAGUGAGCCCUUGAUCUUUCAAGGAAGGCUUCAAGGCAAAAUUGUUCCCGCGAGAGGACCGCCCGUGUUCGGAUGGGAACCAAUUUUCGAGCAUGAAGGAGAAACUCUUGCGGAGAUGGCCCAUGAUAAGAAGAACAAACUAUCACAUCGUUAUCAAGCCUUGUGCAAGUUCCAGGAAUGGCUGGCCAAGGGCGAAAAUUGAUCCCUUUACCUUCGUGCGACACAUAGGUGCCGUUGUCGAGUGGAAUGAAGUCAAGG